Molecule: messenger RNA, 1812 nt
Organism: Penaeus chinensis
Lineage: Eukaryota; Metazoa; Arthropoda; Malacostraca; Decapoda; Penaeidae
Product: mucin-5AC-like
Exons: 2
Coding region: 1-1812 (603 amino acids)
Cellular component (GO): extracellular matrix
Source: RefSeq, a predicted model, not a curated record
AUGAAGAUAAGCGUCGCAGUCGUCCUUGCGUUGGUCGCUCCCCUGUGCUUCGCGGCUCCCCAGGGGUACAGCUACGGUCUGCCGAGCCCCGCCCCCGCCCCCGCCCCCACAACCCCAGCGCCCACGCCCUACAGCUUCGCCUAUGACGUCAAUGCCGUCGAUGCCCAGAACCGCCCAUUGCAGUACGGACACCAGGAGAUCAGCCCAGGCACCGGAGUCACGAGUGGCAGAUAUCACAUCCUGCUGCCGGACACUCGCGUUAUGACGGUCGACUACACGGUCAACAGCACAGGUUUCUACCCGACGUACACGUUCCUGGGCGAGGCAGUGGUCCCUCAGCAACACGCAGGAGGCCAGGCAGCACACUCCGGGGCUUCUCAGGUCUCUACAUCUUCCGGGGGCCAGACGUCACUAUCAUCUGCCUCACAGACUUCUUCCGGAGGUCAAGUAUCACAUUCUUCUAUCCCCCAGACGUUUGCUUCUUCCGGAGGUCAUGCUGCACCCUCUUCCGGUGGUCAGGUAGUACAUUCUUCGUCCCCACAGACAUUUGCUCCUUCUGGAGGUCAUGUCGCACCAUCUACUUCCCACAUUUCUGUGCCUUCCGGAGGUCAAGUGACACAUACCUCAGUCCCUCAAACAUUUGCUCCUUCUGGGGGUCAGGUCGCACCAUCUUCGGCGCCAUCUGGUGGGCAGGUGACACAUCAGACCUUUGCUCCUUCUGGUGGUCAGGUGACGCAUCAGACCUUUGCUCCUUCUGGAGGUCACGUCGCACCAUCUUCCGCGCCAUCUGGUGGUCAGGUGACGCAUCAGACCUUUGCUCCUUCUGGGGGUCAGGUCGCACCCUCUUCUGCUUCUCACACUUCUGCGCCUUUCGGAGGUCAGAACACACUCUCAUCUGCCUCACAAACGCCUUCCGGAGGCCAGGGCGCCGUCGCCACCCCGACUCAGCUCUAUUCCGCUCCGUCAGGAAGUCACUUGGGGUCCACAGCCUCGGCGUCUUCCGGCCUGAGUGCUCCUGCGAGCGGAGGAAGCCAGGUUGCCUCGACCGGACAAGGUUCGGGCAGCGUGACAACAGCUGCAGUCAUUCCCAUUCCCUUUGACACCCACGCCUCUCUCGCCAGCCAGGUAGCCUCUGCAGCAGCUGCCACCCCUUCUGGAGCAGGCGGCCAGUCAAGCCUUGCAGCCCCUCAGCAGCAGACUUCGGUUGCUCCUGGAUCUACUCAGCAGCAGACUGCAGUUUCCCUUGCAACUCCUCAGCAGCAGACUUCGGUUGCAUCUAACCAGGUCUCCGCCGGUCCCCUCGGCACCCAGGCGGCCAUCGUCUUCCCGCAGCAGCUCUCCUCGCUGCCCCUCCAGGUCGCCCCCGCCGCCACCACGGGGAGCCAGGGCGCCAUCUUGCUCCCUGCGCCCGUCAGUUCCGGUCUCCAGAGCCAGACCUUCCCGGCGGGGCUGCAGACGGCCUUCCUCAUCCCCCAGCAGCACCUCCACCAGCUGUUCCCUACAACCACAGGGGGCCAGGGGACCGUCGUUCUCCCACAGGGGUCUGUUCAACUCCCCCAGACUAUCACCCUGGGGCCUGGCCAGCUCUCUCAAUUUCUCCCCCAGGGAUCCGGACAAGCUCCUCAGACGCACGCCUCAGUUCAGGUGGGAGUGAAUCCCCAGGGCCAUUCCUCAGGACCCACAGGUGGCCACACGUCCCCGGGAUCUUCCUCCUCCCAGGGCCAUUCGUCCCUGUCACAAGGAUCGGCAGGGCCAGUCACCAGCCAAAUCAGCGUCGCCAGACCAAGCGGACUUUAUUCGACCCCUCUCUAA